UGACGCCAAGAGAGAGAGAGAGGGAGAGAGAGAGAGAGAGAGAGAGAGAGAGAGAGAGACAGGCAGGCUGGAGGUGAGAUGCGUGAAUAAUGCACACAGCGGUGAAGGAGAGUUAAAUGCUGCAUCGUGCCGGUUUGUAGACUGUCGCUCCGGCGCCCUGACAAGGAGAACAUGUCACACUACCGCUUCAUCAAAUGCUGUUGUUUCCAGCUAUGUAAUGCCUUCAGGCAGAACAUGGAGAUAGACCAGUGCCUGUUGGAGUCAUUACCUCUGGGACAGAGGCAGAGGCUGGUGCGCCGGAUGCGCUGUGAUCAGCUGCGUGCGUACUACGACCGUGAACAGACCCUGCAGAAACAGAGCACACACAAACCUCUCAGCAGCCAGCACAAGAAGCACUCCAUUAGCUUCUCCUUGUCCGAUAUCCUUCAGGACGCCAUCAUACGCCACGACGAUAAAGAGGUUCUGAAGCUACUGAAAGAGGGAGCUGACCUGAACACAGUUCUCUCAUCAGGAGGUUCGCUGCUCCAUCUGUGUGCUCGCCAUGACAAUGUGUUUGCGGCAGAGAUUCUGAUAGAACGAGGCCUGAAUGUCAAUCUUCAGGAUGAAGACCUCUGGACUGCGCUGCAUGUGGCCUGUGCCUGCGACCACAGUGAUAUGACGCUGCUGCUGCUUUUGUCCGGAGUCAACGCGCUUCUGCAGGACGUAAAUGGGAACGUACCAAUCGACUAUACCACAGAGGGGAGCGAGACCAGCUACAUUCUCACCAAGCAUCUGGAAGAGUGUGGAGUGGAUGUGAGCUCCAUACACCAGAUGAAGACUCAGAGAGCCUCUGUCAUGCUGUCAGACGUGAGACAGCUGGUCAGCAGCGGAGCCAAUGUCAACCAGAGAAAUGAGGACGGAGUCACACUGCUACACAUAGCUUGUGCUAGCGGCUAUAGGGAAGUGGUGGAUCUGUUAUUGGAGAACGGAGCUGAUGUACAGGCCACAGACAACAGCUACUGGACUCCACUUCACCUGGCUGCCAAAUAUGGACAGAUGCAUAUAGUAAACCAGCUGCUGAAACACAAAGCCGACCCCACUCUACUUAACUACAAUCAAGAUAAGCCUUCAGAUAUCGCUGCACUGAACCAAAUAGCAGACAGGCUACUGAAGGCAGAGGAAUUCUGGGUGCAGAGACAGAAGGACCCUACAUUGCAACCCCCUCAUUCAGAAGAACACUGUGAAGAUCUCAACCAAGAUGUCAGCAUGCUGGUCAAAAAACUAACACCUAUUGCAUUGCCAAUUUCGAAGAGGGACAGUCUGCUGGAGAAGGACAUUAUGUUUCGGGACGCAGGAGGAGCACUGGCACGUCAGUCGUCCCAGGACAACGGACCGGAUGGUCCCUACCCCAGCACCACUAGCAAACUGGAACAGGUGAAGUUAAUGCCUCCAGCGCCAAACGACGACCUGGCCUCUCUGAGUGAGCUGACGGACAGCAGCCUUCUGUACGAGAUGCAGAAACGCUUUGGUAACAACCAGAUCUAUACUUACAUCGGUCACAUUCUCCUUCUCAUAAACCCCAACAAAGGUCUGCCCAUCUACUCUAAUCUUGUCAGUCAGUUGUAUCUGAGCUCCAGUGGUCGCCUCUGUUCCUCUCUCCCUCCUCAUAUCUUCUCCUCAGCUGAGCGAGCAUUUCACAUGAUGUUGCAGGAGCGACGCCCUCAGUGUUUCAUCAUAAGCGGCGAGAGUGGCUCUGGCAAAUCUGAGGCCUGUAAGCACAUCAUGAAGCACCUCGCCACUCGUUCAUGUCCGAAAGGAUUCGCUUUGGAACUUCGCAUGAAGCAUGUGAACUCUAUCCUAGAAGCUUUCGGCCAUGCUAAGACGCCUAUGAACGCUAACGGGAGUCGCUUUAUUAAGCUGCUCUCCCUGCAGUACAACGAGAAAAGAAGGACUCUGCUCAGAGCACGUGUCUACACCUACAUGCUGGAGAAGACUCAGUUGGUCCACACAAACCGAGAGCAACAGAACUUCAACAUCUUCUAUUUGAUGGCUGAGGGGCUUUCAGAUGAGGAGAAGAACAACCUGAACCUAGACCAUAUUAGAACUCACAGGUACCCGAGCUCAGUGACAACUGCUGAAGCCGCCGCAACAAACACUGAGCGGAGCAGAGAGAAGCUGUCAGAGCUGAAACAUGCCCUGCGUGCCCUUGGAUUUAACAAAUCGGAAGUGGAGAAUCUGUUUGUCAUACUAUCAGCGAUGCUCCACCUGGGGGAGCUGCGUUUCACAGCCCUGACAGAUGCUGACACGGCUCUCGUGUCUGACCUGCAGCUUUUAGAACGAGUAGCGGGAAUGCUGCAGGUGAACCCGGAGGAUCUGGGAGCUGCUCUCACUUCUGAUGUUCAGUAUUUCAAAGGUGAUGUCAUCACACGGCGCCACACGGUGGAAAUGUCCAACCAAUACAGAGACCUCCUGAUUAAAGCUCUGUACGGACGACUCUUCAGCGUUCUAAUCAACAACAUUAACUCUUAUCUCCAAGGUCAAGAUGAAAGCCUUGGAGACCCCUCACUUGAGAUCAGCAUCCUGGACAUUUUUGGCUUUGAGAGAUUUCAAAAGAAUAACUUUGAACAGUUGUGCGUAAACAUGGUAAAUGAGCGGAUUCAGCAAUACACCACAGAGCUGCUCUUCCAGCAAGAACAGCAGGAAUGUCUGCAAGAAGGGGUCGCCAUGGAGACCGUACGCUCCCCUGCCUGUCAGCCUGCACUUGUGGACUUCUUCUAUCAGAAGCCUCAGGGCAUGCUGUGUGUGCUAGAUGAGGAAAGCCAGUCUCUGAGACCAUCUGAACUCAACCUAUAUAAGAGACUCCAGGCCCAGCUGGAUUCCACUGCUAGUGACGUCGUUUCACUUACUACCAAGGAUGGAAACGGCAACCCCCCACCAAAAGAUCAGGGCCCGUCUUUUACUGUCGCACAUUAUGCCGGAAAGAUGAGCUAUGACCUCACAGGAUCACUGGAGAGAAACAGGGAUGCUCUGCCUCAAAACAUCCUGUUUGUCCUUAAAUCCAGUGAGAACGUGCUCGUCCAUCAAAUGUUCCAGUGUAAGCUGACUCAGACAGGCUCCCUGGUGCCUCCAAACCAGCGGCUGCAGCUGCGCAGGUCCAAAGGAGCUUUGCUUCUGCACAUGCCGAGCUCAGCCAGCACGCCUAGACACACACAGAAAUAUCUGGAGCUAAAAAAGCUCAUGAAGAAGAAAGGAGCCACAUCGUUCAUACAGAGGUUGGAUCAUUGUGGCCCGGUCACCGUGGCAGUGCAACUAAGGAACUCUCUAUCAGAGAUCAACAGUAAACUCCAGCUCAGCACUCCUCACUUUGUGCACUGCGUGAGACCCAACAGCUCAGGCCAGGCCGACACCUUCGACAGCUCCCUGGUGUCCACUCAGCUGCAGUAUGUGGGAGUUCUGGAGAUGGUGCGCAUGAUACGCUACGGUUACCCAGUGCGCAUGCCCUUUACUGGCUUCCUCACCAGAUAUCGAGAGCUGGUGGACACCACACUGACACAUGGAAAGAAAAUAUCCGCUGAGGAGAAAUGCCGCCAUGUUCUCCAGCACUGCAAACUCCAGGGAUGGCAGUUGGGAAGCAGCAAAGUGUUCCUGAGGUACUGGCAGGCUGACCACUUGAACGACCGCUGCCAUCAGCUGCACAAGAAGAUCGUUACCUGCCAGAAAGUGGCACGUGGCUGGCUGGUGAGGCACCGUGUACGGGCCAAGCUGAGCUAUCAGAAAAGAGAGCAGUGCAAUGUACAACGGUUUCUGCAGGGGGCAGAAGACCUGGGCUUGCGUGCCUACGACAGUUUGGUCAUCCAGAACGCGGCUGAUAUUGCACGAGAGAACGAUCGUCUGAGGGGCCACGUCGUCACGCCACCGCUGGGGGAGAGACCCGAACCUGUGGGAACCGAAGACGACUCACCCAGGAGGCCUGUAGAGAAAAGCGGGAGGGUGAACGACGCUGUAGGCCGUACCGGGAGCCGUCCUAUCAGACACUUCCGUUCCAGUUCUGUGCCUAUCCCCCUAGUCAUAGACAACUUGGUACAUUCCGGCAUCGGGCCAUCAAUCAAACCGGCCUUUCAGUCUGUAACUCACAGCAGUGAAGAGGGGGGUAGCGGAGGACUCUCGUCACCACGGAAACAACCUCCUCCCAAACCAAAAAGGGACCCUAACACUCGUCUGAGUGCAUCCUAUGAGGCAGUGAGUGCUGGCCUGAGCAUUGCUCCUAAGGACAGUCCUGCUGACGGCCAAGUCUCACCCUCAGGAAGCCCGCCGAAAACCCAGCUAUCCCCCAGUGACCCUCUUUCUAAACCUCGUCCUCACAGCGACGACUACAGCACCAUGAAGAAGAUUCCCCCUCCCAAACCCAAACGUAGCCCCAACACCAAGCUCACAGGCUCCUACGAGGAGAUCUCAUCAGCUCCUGCUCCUGUGCGCCCUACAGACAUGAAGUUAGCAUGUCUGGCACGCAGUGGACACUUUAUAGGCCUCAUUCAGCGUGCAGCCUCGGAUGACGGACCUCACGUGGCCACGUUGAGCGUACAGCCAAACAGGGACGAUGAGGACGUCUACAUUGAGAUGGUGAGCACCUGCAGGGCCCUGAGCAUGGCAAACUCCCACAGUCCAGAGCAGAAUGAGGCUGUUUAUGAGGAAAUGAAGUAUUACCCACACGAUGAAGGUGGAACUGUUCUCCAGGUUGCCAAGCCUGAAGUGUGUGAUUCCACUCCAUUCAGCUGUACUAUUGCAAAACUGCCGCAGAAUCUAGAGACCAAAAGACCUGUAACCCUUAUAGAUCAUUCAAGCAUGCUGAUAGGGCGUCAGCAAAGCUGGGACGGUGAUAAAAGGAAUGAAAAAAUGAAAAAAGAUGGGACGGCAUGCGACAUUCCAGCUCCUUUCCCCAACCUGCUACCACAUAGGCCCCCUCUGUUGGUGUUUCCUCCAUCCCCAGUCACAUGUUCUCCGGCCUCGGACGAGUCCCCCCUCACUCCUCUUGAGGUAAAGAAGCUGCCAGUAUUUGAGACCAACCUCAACUACUCCAGCCAAGAUGGCGGCAGCCCGCUUUCACCCCAGUAUAGUCGCCAGCGAGCUGACUCCUCUCCUAGCCUUUCUGUAUUAAUACCUGACAAAUCUACUCCACCACUGACUCCACCCCCUCCCACAGCUCCUCCUCCACCGUAUCGCCCUCCAUCACACUUCCCUUUCCCUCCCGAAGCGAACUUUCUGGUCCUGAGCCGUGUCAGCGCAGACUCCAAAAUGACUCAUAAAGGAGGGCACAGUUUAGCAGAGACACCCCCGGGCAGCGCCAAGCCUCCUUACUCACCAGUGAAGCCUUCUCGGCCAGAACCUCGGCGAGCACAUUCAUGUUCAUCCUCACCGCUGCUGUUUAACCCAGCCAAUGGGAGGGGUCUCACAAGCCCCCUUGAUGAGUUAAAUACGCUUUUCAGUUCAGGGCGAAGCCUGCUUCGCAAGUCUACAACCGGGAGGAAGAUUCGAGAUACUGGUUUUUCCAACUCCAACAUGAACCUUCCAGGAAGAGAGGAGCAAGGUCCUACCACUUCAUCACCGCAGCUUCAGGACAAAAACGCCAAUCACCGCACAUCCUCACCCAACUCCCCCAUUCCCGCCCCCAUGGAGAACGGCAACCAGAUCUCCAAUGGAACAUUAGAUGAUGAUGGACACCACAAGUCAAUUGCAUCCAGUGCCUCUACGCUACACAGACAUAUGGACAGCCACCACACACAGAGGGGGCACCUCAACUUCUCUCCCUUUGGUGCAGGGGCUGCGCUCUAGCCUGGGCAUGGCCAUAGUGUCUGUAUAGUGACGGGGUCAUCCGGCGAUUCUGUGUGUGGGGGGAUCAGGGAUCUACGUUUCAGGAUUUGUUGAGACGGAGAAGGAGUGUGUGUGAUGGACAGACAGACUGGCAGAAUGCCUGGCUCCAUACACAAGGUUCGCCAACUUUACUGAU
This is a messenger RNA of Tachysurus vachellii, 5983 nucleotides long. RefSeq names its product myosin XVI (gene myo16). Gene Ontology annotation, biological process: neuron projection morphogenesis; phosphatidylinositol 3-kinase/protein kinase B signal transduction; negative regulation of G1/S transition of mitotic cell cycle. The record is from RefSeq and is a predicted model, not a curated record. Gene Ontology annotation, molecular function: ATP binding; protein phosphatase binding; actin filament binding. NCBI's taxonomy places the organism in Eukaryota, Metazoa, Chordata, Actinopteri, Siluriformes, Bagridae. The transcript is spliced from 36 exons. Bases 172 to 5808 code for a protein of 1878 amino acids. Gene Ontology annotation, cellular component: nucleoplasm; myosin complex; perinuclear region of cytoplasm.